This is a messenger RNA of Armigeres subalbatus, 6509 nucleotides long. RefSeq names its product nuclear hormone receptor FTZ-F1 beta (gene Hr39). The record is from RefSeq and is a predicted model, not a curated record. Gene Ontology annotation, cellular component: RNA polymerase II transcription regulator complex. The transcript has 9 exons. NCBI's taxonomy places the organism in Eukaryota, Metazoa, Arthropoda, Insecta, Diptera, Culicidae. Gene Ontology annotation, molecular function: RNA polymerase II cis-regulatory region sequence-specific DNA binding; nuclear receptor activity; zinc ion binding. Gene Ontology annotation, biological process: hormone-mediated signaling pathway; regulation of transcription by RNA polymerase II; tissue development. Bases 1471 to 3903 code for a protein of 810 amino acids.
GCACCGCGUGCGGUUGAGACGAGUUCAGUUCGAGUCGGCAGCGAGAGUGAACGCGUUUCUCGGUUUUAUCUUCCGUUCUUCUGUUCCCAUUCGCACCUCACGCUAUUCAGUAAACAGUAUUUUCGAAAAAUAUUAAUUACCCCUUCAAACAUUGUUCGAAAUCAGUGUGGUAGCAAGUUUGAGCACGGAAACGGUUCAGCGAGGAUACCUGCGAAGAAGAAAGAGCGAGACGGAAGCCAAGAAAAAAAGGCUGGAGUGUUUACUUUUGCGAUAGUUUCAUUCGACGAUUGCUUUGAUUCAUUUUGUCGUGCUGUUUCCAUUGUGCAAUUUAGUGUUUUUGUUUAUGCCGACCGAGGAAAAGAAACAAUCGACCUUGGCGAUGAUUUGAUUGUUCAGUGAUGAUGAAAACGAUCAGAAAGUGAGUUAAAGUGAAUGGUAGACCUAAUUUACUUUGAAUAGUGAACAGGACAAAGAUGAAGUUUAAGUACAGAAUCAAUUGAAGACAAAUGCUGUUAUUCAAACAAUCGUUUAUUUCACAUUUUCCGGGGAAAACUUCGGUAGUUGUCAGUAACAAACAAAGUCAAGUUUAGUGGUUAAACCUAUAAAAAAGUGCAGAUUUUCUUAUGCUUAAAAUUUGUUCACCUUGUUUCGAUUUCAAUUCAUUUACACCGUGCACCAAUACAUUGGCAACGAGGAAGGUGAGCUGAAACAAAUGUAAUAACAUCAACAACAACAGCAACAAUAAUAAUGGAAAGGUGUUUGUGGUGGAAUAAAACAUAAACGAGAAGAGAGACCGUCCUGGCUUGGAGGUCGUGGAUUGCAAAAGAAAGGUCCAACAAAGCAGCCAAGAAUCAAGGCGACGACUAAGUGGCCCUCAGAGCAACCUUCGUCGAUCCGGUCGGUGUUGUGCAAAUCUCGUAAAUGUGUGAAAGGAAGCUGAUACAAGGCAAGAAGAGAGUGCCAAGGAGAGCCAUCGCAGCAUAAAAGGCGAUCGUGUUGUUUUUUUUAUUAUUUUUCUUCUGAGCUUUGUGCAGCACAUACACUUUUUCUGUCUCACUCUUACCCUGAUGAUAAUGAUGGUUCUUACCUGUGCCGACCAGAUGCAGCAGUGAGUGUUUGCAGCGCAAUAGUGGUGGUGGGAAAGCAACAGCACAGUCGUCGGCCAGUGUCAAUAAACUCUGGUGCGCUCGUCGUCGAAAUUGUCGUCGACGGAUGCGAGAGGAAAGGCACCGAGCGAAAUCACCACGAAACUCCUUGGAUAUAUUUGAGAAAAAAAAAAGAGGCAACACAGUGAAAACCUUUGGGACCAAGAAGUACGUAGAAAAUGAUGAAUCUUUCAUGCGGAAGGCCUUGCAUUAAAAUGAAUUUGUGUCAAAUCGAAAUGAUUUCUGCUUCAAUAUUAUUGUCUUAGCAUCGCAUGUCCCGUGUGCCGUGUAUGUGUGAAGAAUAUUAAUCGAAGCAGCUAGCAGAAUGACAUCAACGGAGUCGCGAGGAAACGUUUCGGUAACGACGAUCAACUGUGAGAAUGAUCCGAGUUUCAAUCCGACCAACAACAUGAGCAGCAUGAUUCCUACACCAUCUUCCGGAACCAGUUCCGGAAGUAGUAGCAGCAGUAACACUCCGAACGCCAGCACCAGCACGAUUUUCGGCAACGUUGGCAUCAGAAUAACCGUGCCAAAAAUGGAAGAAUCCGACGAGUCUGAUACAGAACUAUCAAACAUAGAAAAGACAGCCAAGGUCAACAUGAGAGAGGAUAGUCGCGCUAGCAAGGGAUUGCCACGGCCAAUGUCCUGGGAGGGUGAACUAUCCGAACCAGAAGCGAUGAUGAUUGAUAACGAAAACAGUUCCAGUGGCCCAAGUGGGCCAGGGACGGAAGCCAAACCAGAUCCGCUCUUAGUGGCCAAGGAAGAACCCACUGGACCAGGGAUAACGGAACCACUGGCCCUGACCGCCAAUCACAGUAGCAGUAGCUCGCCCCUUCCAAACCGAGUUAUCAAACCGGAAGUGGGCAUUCCUUUAAUCAACCAUAACGUAGCUUCCAGCUACGCAAAUUCCAUUCCAACUAGCAGUAGUAUUAACGCUAAGAAACUCCCCGAUGUCAUAAACCUCAAGUACGAGCACGGGCUCGCUGAAAACCUUCCAGCAAUCCACUCACCCCUCCUCGUUCGCUCAAAAACGACUCUCCUCCCAGCCAAUCCCAGUCCUGACUCUGCCAUCCACUCCGUCUACACCCACAGUUCCCCAAGUCAGUCCCCCCUAACGUCCCGGCAUGCACCCUACACUCCAUCGCUGAGUCGCAACAACAGCGACGCUUCCCACAGUAGUUGCUACUCCUAUAGUUCCGAGUUUAGUCCAACGCAUUCCCCCAUCCAAGGACGGCACAAUAUGUUCACCGGCGGGUCCUACAACGGGUCUCCGCUGCAUCACUCAGUAUUAUUCAAACCGAUGAUUGACAACGAACAAGCGCUGAAGCUCGCCAACCAAGACGAACCGGUCUUCGACAGCGAACAUCUGCCGUCCCCGGGAAUCUCCCGGCAACAGUUGAUCAACAGCCCUUGUCCCAUAUGUGGCGACAAAAUCUCCGGCUUCCACUACGGGAUCUUCUCGUGCGAGUCGUGCAAGGGUUUCUUCAAGCGAACCGUGCAGAACCGGAAGAACUACCAGUGCCUUAGGGGAGCCGCCUGUCCGGUGACGAUUGCCACCCGGAAGAAGUGCCCAGCGUGCCGGUUUGAGAAGUGCCUUCAGAAGGGGAUGAAAUUGGAAGCCAUUCGCGAGGACCGCACCCGGGGAGGCCGAUCCACCUACCAAUGCUCGUACACACUCCCUGGAACAAUCCUCAGUCCGUCCCUGGGAGGCAACAACGAUGGCAGCAGCAACUUUCCGUACUCAAAUAUGCCGCAACGGGGCGGCGGUGGUGGUGGCCCUGGUGGUCCAUUUUCUUCGGGUGGGGCCGUCAAUCUUGCCGGUCAGCACCUGAAGGUUGAAUCCGGCCACCAGGACUUCAACAGCAAUUCCAACGGCGUCAGCGGACUUCUUGGCAACAAUAAUCUCGGUGGUGGCAAUCACAUGCGACCGGGCAUUCCACAGCUACUGCAGGUGGGUACACUUGAUGGUUUGCAUAGAAAAUCAGAACUGCCAUGGAUGGAACUUCUGCAGGAAAUCAUGGACGUUGAACACCUGUGGCAGUAUAAUGCGAAUGAGUUGGCACGCCUGAACCAGCCGGCACCGCCGGUCAGCAGUGCUGCCAUCGCGGCCAAUCCGUUGCUCUCCAGUGCGGGCAUCUCGAGCGAAAGCAGUCCGGAUUUGAUUGCGAACCUGUGCAACAUUGCGGAUCACCGGUUAUACAAAAUCGUCAAGUGGUGCAAGAGUUUGCCUCUUUUCAAGAAUAUUUCGAUCGAUGAUCAAAUCUGCCUGUUGAUCAAUUCGUGGUGUGAACUUCUGCUGUUUUCAUGUUGCUUCCGAUCCAUGGCGACUCCCGGCGAGAUCAAGAUCUCUCUCGGAAAGUCCAUCACUCUGGAGCAGGCAAAACACACUGGGUUGCAGACGUGUAUAGAGCGAAUGCUCAACCUCACCGAUCACCUGCGACGGCUUCGGGUUGAUCGUUAUGAGUACGUCGCCAUGAAGGUGAUCGUUCUGCUUUCGUCUGAUACUUCUGAACUGAAGGAAUCGGAGAAAGUUCGUGCCAGUCAGGAGAAAGCGCUUCAAGCCCUUCAAGCAUACACGCUAGCGCACUAUCCGGAAACGCCGGCCAAGUUUGGAGAGCUGUUGUUGAGGAUUCCGGAACUUCAACGCACGUGUCAGCUUUCCUUUCAGGUGGGCAAGGAGAUGUUAACAAUCAAACCGAAGGACGGUGAAGAGCCUUCGUUUAACUUGCUGAUGGAACUGCUCCGAGGGGAGCACUGAGACAAGGGUUAGGACCCUAGCAAAAGACAAACAACUGACCGUGCCUCAUUAAUUCUAGUGUUUUGGACGAGAUGAAGUGCCCCAGUCCAUCAGUUAAAUCUAGUAGGCGUGGCAAUACAACGAGAUUGAUCGAAGUAGGCGCAGGAACGCCACAAUAUGCCACACAAAAAACUCACACGCAUCUGCAGCUCUCUUUUCCUAUCAUUUACAACUGUCUGUCCCUAGAAGUGAAAAUUGAGCCGCUUCUACAGCAAUCAUCUUAGCAUGAAACGCAACUUCUAAAUGUUUUCCUGCGAAGGAAAGCAAGCGUAAACAUAAAUCAAAACUCUUUUAGACAUUGUGAUUUUAAUUCUUAAUCCAAUAAGUAGAGCGAGUUUAUUUUAUUCUUUUUACAUAGUUUUAGCCAGAUGUUUAAUAGAUUUUUAUUUUUUUCCUUUCUGCGAUUUUAUAUUUGUCUGUUGCAAGAAGAUUUUUUUAUUUAAACAACUCAUGUAAUAUUUUUAUCGAUAAUCAUUCACAAUCGUUCUAAACGUUUCAAGGUUGAGUUGGGUAUAUUCUCACUCUGAUAGAAGAACCCUUCCAAACGAAUUAAAAUUGGAAAAAUAUCGCAUAGAUAACCAUUAAGUUUCCUUAUAGAAUUGUAAGACAGAGCUCAUAGUUAAGUUGUAAUUUCUAUUAAGAAACGUUAAAAUAGCGAACAAUAGGCAUGAAUAGUUUCUCAUUUUAACUACACUAGACGCAAAUCUUUGUAUUGUUGAUUGAUACAAGUUUUCUGUUGAGGUACGCUUUUUAUAAAGAGUCAAGAAGUGUUUAAGUUUUCCCUUAUCCGUCAUGUGUGAUUUGUCAUUCGAAGAAUGGGGUAGUAUGUUUUUAUUUUGAAUGAACAGAAUCGUUCACAGCUGAGAUAUAUAUUGUUUUAAGUUUUAGUAGAUAAAUAAGAAAUCGUGUCAUCGAAAGAUCUUCAAAUCUAACAUUAAGGCAGGCACAAUUCCAUCUCAUUUAAAGAAGAACUACUUUUUCUUCUCAUCACACCCAUUAACGUAACAAACGGUUUCCAACUUUUUCUGGCUAAUGAAGAAAGAUGCAGCACACUCAAUCAAAGCAACUCGUUCCGAACGGUAUAACGCGUUUAUAUCGCCUGUGGAGCCCCGUUGCCAAGGUAACGUAGAAAAUGGUUAAAACAGUACAGUUUUACAUCUAGCAAAAUAUAUGAAAAAACAAAAAAUAACAUGAGAAAGAAGUGUGCCUUUUUCUGGUAACAACAUGAAGGAAACAUUACAAUUUUUGCGAUAGAUUUAAGAUAAUUUUAUACGAAGGAGAUAGAACAACCGAAUAGUGUAAAACAUUUAGUAAGCGUAAAUGACUGAACUUUUUAGUCUAGUGUUAGAUUAUGAGAUAUACUGCAAGUCACCCUCCCAUGAAGAGCAAAUCUAUCACUUCAUGACGAAAGAGAAUUUGCACACAAGUGAUCUUUUCUAGGAGGGAAGACAAACUUUUCGAAACGUGUUUUUUUAUGGUCCGAUGUGAAGUAAUGAACAAAACUCUUUAAUAGUUGCAAUAUACAAUAACACCCAAUCGACGGAUCAACACAAAUAGCUUAAAGUGAGGAAUCAGCUUCCCUGGAAAGCUAGGAUUAGAUCAAAUGUUUUUAAUAUUGUAUGUGAAGUGCAAUACUGUUUUUUCUACUCUAAAUGUGUAACUUCCAAACCGAUAAGAAACAUGAAAACAUUUUUGGAGGGCAUUUCCAGCUUUUUAACGACGAACAACGCACGAGGAACAUGCGUUUCGAACCAAUUAUCAGAUUUCUGUGAGAGCAAGACGUGAUUUUCAUUUCACUUUUUUUCAGUGUAAAUAUUCUUUAAAGCAUAAACAGAACAAUAUACCUUCUAGAGAACGAUGAAUAUGUUUUCCAAGAAAAUGCGGAAAUAUGUGAUGAUUUAAGUGUAAAACUAAGCCCUAGUGUAAAGCAUGAUAAAACCAGCCGUUACGAGGAAGAAAAACACAGAAAACCCUAGCAAAAUAUACAGCUACUUAAAUCGGAGAGACGGCAAAACGCAGACGCAAAACAGCUAUAAAUUCGUCGUAAAAAAUAAUCGAACUGGAAAAUUUGCAGUAUUUUUAGGAACGUACUUUUUACUACUCGAACCCUGUUGAAAAGUCCGUAUCUGUUUUUAUUGAUUUAAUCUAUUUAAAACUUUUAUUUUUUUUAUUUUUGCGUUGCCGUAAUGUGUUUUCUGAAAACACUGAAAUCAUUGGAAACCGUGAAACAAUACUUCAGCACAGCAAUAGACGUUUCAUCGUUGUGAGAACGAAAUGAAAAAAAAACUCAACAGCAGACACUACACGCAAGCAAACACAUUAUCUUAUUGUACUUAAACGAAUUUUUAGGUUUACAUCUUUUUUUUUUGUUUAUUUCGGAUGGACCCGUGGAAUAUCCUCCCAAUCAGCAUCGCGCACCGUACAUUCUCUCUUUGCGUCUAUUUUGGUGAGCGGCUCCUGGCUCGAUUAGUAACUAAUUGAGCCUUGCGGCAGGCGCACCAUGUCGGAAUGGGAACAAAAUUUAAAAACUUUUUUUUUAUUAAAAUAAAUAUCAGUUUAUAACGUAA